This is a messenger RNA of Ilex paraguariensis (yerba mate), 2150 nucleotides long. Lineage: Eukaryota; Viridiplantae; Streptophyta; Magnoliopsida; Aquifoliales; Aquifoliaceae. The record is from the annotation of a GenBank genome assembly.
AUGUCCAGGUAUGUAGCAACUGAGUUGGCAACAGACAUAGUCGUCAACGUUGGGGAUGUUAAAUUUUAUCUGCAUAAGUUUCCCCUUUUGUCCAAGAGUGCUCGCCUGCAGAAGCUUGUUGUGAUAACGAAUGAGGAAAAUAAUGAUGAAAUCAACAUUCAUGACAUACCUGGUGGACCUGCUGCCUUUGAAAUAUGUGCAAAGUUCUGUUAUGGUAUGACAGUCACUCUAAAUGCAUACAAUGUAGUUGCAGCUCGUUGUGCAGCAGAAUAUCUGGAAAUGUAUGAAACCGUCGACAAAGGAAAUCUUAUCUACAAGAUUGAAGUCUUUCUCAACUCUAGCAUUUUCCGGAGUUGGAAAGACUCAAUCAUUGUGCUUCAAACGACGAAGGCUCUUCUUCCUUGGUCUGAGGAACUGAAGGUGGUCAGUCACUGCCUAGACUCUAUAGCUUCUAAAGCUUCCAUCGAAUCUUCAAAGGUGGAAUGGUCAUACACCUAUAACCGUAAAAAACUUCCUUCUGAGAAUGGUAAUGAUCUACACUGGAAUGGUGUUAGGAAACAGCAGAUGGUUCCUAAGGAUUGGUGGGUAGAGGAUCUAUGUGAGCUUCAAAUAGAUUUAUAUAAGCGGAUCAUCACCACAAUAAAAACAAAGGGAAGAAUGUCUGCAGAUGUAAUUGGAGAAUCCUUGAAAGCAUAUGCCAUGAGAAGGUUGCCAGGAUUCGGCAAAGGUGUGGUACAAGUUGGCGAUGCCGUGAAGAGUCGAUAUUUGGUUGAUACCAUGACCUGGCUGCUGCCCUCUGAGAAAAGCAGUGUUCCCUCUAAUUUCCUCCUAAAAUUGUUACAAGCAUCUAAUAUAUUAGAAUGUGGAGAUAUGGGAAGAAGGGAGCUGAUGAGAAGAAUUGGACAACAGCUGGAGGAGGCCAGCGUUACUGAUCUUUUGAUUCAAGCUCCCGCUGGGGAAACAACAGUGUAUGACAUUGAUAUUGUGCGUGACUUAGUUGAGGAGUUUGUGAUGCAGGAGCAGAAUGCUCAGACUGUUUGUCCCAUUGGAAGUGAAUUUCAGGAGAUAAGAAGCCCUGGGUUUGUAUCUGAUGUUUCCAAGACGAAGGUGGCGAAGCUGAUUGAUGGGUACCUUGCUGAAGUUGCAAGAGAUCCGAAUCUACCUCUCUCGAAAUUUGUUGAUCUUGCAGAAACAGCAUCAGGCUUCCCUAGACCAUCCCAUGAUGGACUUUAUCGUGCAAUUGACACGUAUCUUAAGGAACACCCUGGGAUCAGCAAAACUGAGCGAAAGAAAAUUUGCAGGCUCAUGGACUGCAAGAAGUUAUCAGUGGAUGCCUGCAUGCAUGCUGUUCAAAAUGAACGACUCCCACUGCGAGUUGUUGUGCAGGUCCUCUUCUUCGAACAGGUCAGGGCCUCGACAGCCUCAGGCGGUUCCAGCACACCUGACCUCCCUGGGUCUAUCAGGGCCUUACUUCCUGCUGGGUCUCACGGAAGCUCUCAGUCCGCAACAACCAACACAGAAGAGGACUGGGAUGCUGUGCCAACAGCUGAGGAGCUCAAAGCUUUGAAAGGGGAGCUUGUUACCCUAAGGUUGAGGGCACGAGGAGAUGGCAGUGACAGUAACGCGAAUGAUUGUACCAAAACAAAUGCCGAAAAGUUUGCUGCCAAUAAAGUUAAAGGUUUGCUCAUGUCUAAAAAAAUAUUUUCGAAGCUUUGGUCAAGCAAAGACAGAUCAAGCGAGAACAGCAGUUCUGAAACGUCGGGGAGCCCUGUUUCCACCAAUGCUGAGGAAACAAAGUCCACCCCUUCAAGAAGCAGGAAGCAUUCACUAUCUUAGCGUCAGACGCAACCGGGAAGUGGGGGCUUGGAUCAAUAUGUGUAAAAUUGUAUCAUCAAUUAACAUUAGGAUGUUAGAGAACCCACUGACAAUCUUCCAUCUAACCAUGGGAUGAUAGAAGGAAAAGAUUUUGCUCUUGUAUCUUUUGGUCAGUAGAAGCAUGUGGUUGCAAGAAAGAGCAGCUUGGGGAUUGAGUUUUUACUCAUAAAGGUUAAUUAAAAUGUUCAUUGUAAUUUUGUUGUCCCCAGAGAGUAAUGAAAAGUUCUUUCUUACGUGUUUUGUUUCUGUUUCAGAAUUUCGGAGUUUGAUUGUGG